Messenger RNA from Armigeres subalbatus, 800 nucleotides. Its product is annotated as dTTP/UTP pyrophosphatase. NCBI's taxonomy places the organism in Eukaryota, Metazoa, Arthropoda, Insecta, Diptera, Culicidae. Gene Ontology annotation, molecular function: nucleoside triphosphate diphosphatase activity. The record is from RefSeq and is a predicted model, not a curated record. The transcript has 4 exons. The coding region runs from base 128 to 763 and encodes 211 amino acids.
UCGAACGAAAACAAAUCAAUACGCACAUGGUGCUCUCUGGGGCGGCACUGUUUAUUGCACCAGCUUGCAAAUUCAUCAUUACUUACCAAAGUAAAUUAUAAAAAAGCAUGUUAGUUGAGGGUUCAUAAUGCUGAAACCAAUUCUUCAUCAACUGGCUGCCAAGCGUGUGGUAUUGGCCAGCGGAUCUCCCCGAAGGCAAGAACUGAUCCAGAAUAUCGGCCUUUCCAGUGUUCACCUGUGCCCUUCGACCUUCGAAGAGAACCUCAACAAAGCGGACUACUCGUUUGCGGAUUAUGUGGCGGAAACGGCCUACCACAAGGUGCUGGAAGUGUACACCAGGCUCAGUGCGAGUAGCGAUCCCACCGAGCGGCCAGAUGUGGUAAUCGGUGCAGACACGAUGGUCACCAUGGACGGUAGAAUGUAUGGCAAGCCGAAGACACCGGAGGUUGCAUUCCAGAUGCUCAGUGAGCUGAUGGGUCGACAGCACAUCGUCUACACGGGGGUAGUUAUCAAAUAUCAUGACAAGGAGGUGAAGUUUACGGAAGCUUGCAAGGUGCACUUCGGGAAGGCAACGGCCGAGCAGAUACAAGCCUAUGUUGAUACUGGAGAGCCAUUAGAUAAAGCCGGUGGCUAUGGAAUACAGGGUAUUGGAGGCACGUUUGUGGAGAAAAUCGAAGGGGACUACUUUACGGUGGUAGGGCUGCCGUUGUAUCGAAUAUCGGCAGAGAUAUGCAAACUGUUUGAAUAUGACGUGAGCAAGUGAGGCUUCUAGCACCUACUAGCUUUAAAUAAGAUAGUUC